GUUCAGCUAUAAAAUGUUUUGUCUGCAACAGUCAUAAAGAUGCAAAUUGUGCUUUGGAUAUGCCACCCGAUAGUCUACUCAAAGACUGUCAGGAGGAUUAUUCAUCACGGGGUCGUGGCAUUUCAACAUAUUGUCGUAAAAUCACACAAAUUAUUGAGUUUUCAGUAAACAAUUUACCCCCCGAUAGCCGUGUCAUACGUACCUGUGGUUUCCAAAAUCAAACUACCAACAACUUUUGCUAUCAACGCGCUGGCUUUGGUGGCCGUCAAGUUGUCUGCUCCUGUGAUACUGAUAAUUGUAAUGCUGCCUCCGGUCUCGGCGUUUCAUCUGUUGCCAUGGCCACAUCAUUAUUUGCUGCAGUAGCUUUAUUGCUGAAAAAUUUUGUUUAAUUUCGUUUUAUUUAAAAUUUUCACAUAUAUAUUAUUAAUUUAAUUUAAUUUAAUUAGUGAUUUUUAUAAUUGUUAUGAUUUUGUUUUUAAAAUAACAUUAUUAUCAUUUGUUGAACAAGUUUUCCUCCCCUCCUCAGCGUUAGUUUUAAGUUUUACUUUCGUUUUUUUAUUAUUAUUAUUUUUUAUGUUAAAAUAUUGGAAUUUUUUAAUUUCUGUUGGAUUUUACAUAAAACUAAAAGGUGAGAAAAUUCUUUUCAUCCAACUGUAGGCAAAGAUUUUACAGAGUAAUUUUGAAUUGAUUUAAUUUUAGAAAAAGAGUUUUAUUAAUAAUACACUGAAAGAAAGUUUUUAAACGUUCGUUAUUCAUUUGCAAAUUUUAAAAAAGUUUAAUACAAAACCACAUUUCUUCUCACAGUGUAUUUAUUCAAAACUCCUGCUACCAUUCUAAACUCAACAAAUAAGCUUUAAAUUGAAAAAUUAACCUAAAAGUUUUAUUACAGAAAAACAAUCUAAAUAAAUAAUAAUGUGCUAAAAUAAAAUGUAAAAUCCUACUUACAAAAUAAACACAAAACGAAAAUACAAAAACUUUAAUAAAUUUAACAUAAAAUACAAUAAAAAAGAAAAUUAUAAAAAAAUAUCUCCCUGAAAGUAUUAAUGAAAAUAAUGAGCAAGAAAUUAAGUGAAAAAAGUACGAAUAUAUUGUAGCCUACCGUUAAAUAUUUUUUGAAUUUAAGUAAAACAAAAAACAAAAACAUAAAAGAUUUUAUUUCCAAAAACCUACAAAUGAACAUUUUUAAAUUUGUUAUUAAUA
Molecule: messenger RNA, 1200 nt
Organism: Lucilia cuprina (Australian sheep blowfly)
Lineage: Eukaryota; Metazoa; Arthropoda; Insecta; Diptera; Calliphoridae
Exons: 2
Coding region: 60-389 (109 amino acids)
Biological process (GO): positive regulation of voltage-gated potassium channel activity; regulation of synaptic transmission, cholinergic; sleep
Source: RefSeq, a predicted model, not a curated record